Messenger RNA from Laetiporus sulphureus 93-53, 1843 nucleotides. RefSeq lists its product as uncharacterized. Lineage: Eukaryota; Fungi; Basidiomycota; Agaricomycetes; Polyporales; Laetiporaceae. Gene Ontology annotation, biological process: protein phosphorylation. The coding region runs from base 26 to 1828 and encodes 600 amino acids. Gene Ontology annotation, molecular function: ATP binding; protein kinase activity. The record is from RefSeq and is a predicted model, not a curated record. The transcript has 6 exons.
UAUCACUAUCCACUCGCUGUUCGUUAUGACGACAACUUUGAAUAUACCUGUUGCCAUUGUUGACUUCUUCAGAGAUGGCAGUGACCCAUUCCUCCACCCAAAUGCAACCAUAGACGAUAUUGUUGACGAGGUCGCUAAAGACCAGAAAGUUUCAACAUCAGUUGUCAUCUUAUGGAAGCCGAAGGAAUUGCUCAAACAGCAGGACAGAGGAAGGCUCCCCCAGCUCCUUAAUGACAAUGACAAUGAACUCGGACGCCUCUGCGACAAUAUUACAGACAAAGGCGAGGAACGCUGCAGCGACGAGCUUUCUCUUGGCGAGUUACCGCGUAGUGCCAAGCUCCCCCUUCUUGUGGCGCGAAUUGACAAAGAGGCAGAGAAUCAGACGUCGAAGAGAAAGAGGAAGGAUCUGGUUGAUGAUGCAGAAAUGGAUGAGGGCCGUGAUGAGGUAUCACCAUUGACCAAGCGUUUCAAGAAAACGAUCAACACAGAAUUCCCUAGCCCUUCCGUUGCUGCGGAAGCGCAGAAUUAUUACGAUUUCCAGAAUGGAGAUACUCCUUUUCUUGAUGGCCGGUGUGCUUCCGAGCAGCCACUUGUCCCGGCACCGAUCGUGAUAUAUGAUCCUAUCUUCCCUACCUUCAUUGCGGACCUCAGUGGCUCGGAGCCAGUGGACGAUGACAUGAUGCGUCGAACGCAGGAGUUUAUGGUGUUGGUGUCGGAGAUACACGUCGCGGAGAGAGCGCACUAUGCCUCCCACUGCGAAGCGCUCAAAGGGAUUCUUCAAAGCGCCGUCGAGAGCAUUGCCCCUCUCAGUGGGUCAGCAUCCGAGCACAUCAUCCCGUACGUCCGAGAAACAGAGACAGCUGCACUCGCCAUAGUAGAGGAGAAGGCCGGAGUAGGGAAAAGCGGAGAUGCUGUCGCUCAGGCUGAAUUCUCUUAUCGUCUGUACUGGAAGGAACGCAAACAUUUCGCCGAUGGCAGUUUUUUAACCAACGUUUCUCAUCACGCCGCCAUUUGGACCACUGAUAUAAUUGUGCAGCCUCUCGCCUCGGGGCUUCUCUGGCUUGGUUCCCCUCCAUUGAUUAGUGACUUCGAGGUCAAACGGAUCGCGCGUAUGUUUAUUGCACUGAGGAAAGGCUUGGAGUCUCUUCGCCACCGAUACCAACAACUUCUUUUUCCCCCUCCUGAUUUGGGAAAGCGAUUUUUCCCGUUGGCAUCUUCCUUCCCUUACUCUGGCAAAGUGGUCUACUUCAACUAUGAGAAGUAUCUCAAGGCGAACGACGCAUCAUGCCUGGUUUUCUCUGCCACAUUGGACGAUACAAACAAAAUAGUCGACGAGCGACAGGUGGCUGUCAAGCGACUGGUUGUCAAAUUCGUCGAGCAGUAUGGCGAGGAUGCGCAUAAAGUUCUCGCAGAGAAGGGUCUUGCACCAAAGUUCUAUUACUGCGGCGACAUCUGGCACAACAACCCUGUGGCAAACAAGGGCUGCGGCCCACGCAAGAUGGUCGUGAUGGAGCACAUAGAGGGUGAACGUGCCACGUUCGCUGACUGUGUCAAACAUAAGAAGACGCUGUCCGACGCGGUCAAGCUCCUCCAUGGCCAGCAGAUGGUCCACGGGGAUAUUCGAUUGCCGAAUAUCCUGAUCACCGUCAAUCCCGAUGCACCGGUCAAGCUUAUCGACUUUGACUGGGCUGGCGUUCAGGGAAAGGCGAGAUACCCGGGUAGAUUGUCCAAGAUCAUUCCUCGGGAUUGGGAGUCGGUGAAAGACUAUGGGCUGAUUGAAUAUCGCCAUGAUAAGUUCAUGUUGGAACGUCUUCUCGGCCACUCGUAGAUGUGAAACCAGCAC